CCGCCUUGUGCUGUAUGAAGCACAAUAUACCUUGUUUACAGCGAGGGGAAGGAUUGAUUCAGGGUGCAACGUGUACAGAAAAUAUUGGCGUUUUACUCAUGAUUGAGGUCUACGAGUGAUAGAAAUUAGUGACACCAAAGAUAAAUGCAACUCUUACCAAAGUGAUCAUGCUGAUCCCGAUCUAAAGAGAUAGUAACACUGAUCAGCAACGGCGGGAAACAGAGUCGGUGAGAUUCCUGUAUGAUAAGGGUAAAGAAGAGUUUGCAAGUGAAUCUCCGAACAACUCGUCAUUCCUAUAGGCCAACAUUUCUACUGUGGGCAUGGCUGAAACAACAUCCCUCAACACCGACGUUAUUCUCCGCAUAGCAAAUCAUAUCGAAGUCAAUGACGUCGGUAAAGAAGACACGAUACAAUCCUUUGGACUCUCCCUUGAACUCAACAAAGAAAUCGUCGACCAGGCGCUAACCCUGAUCGGAAGCAAGCCAUCGAAUCUUGUAGAUGCAACACGCCAUCUUCUCAACGAGUGGGUAAACGAACAAGGGAACGAUGAUAAGGCGGUUAAAAAGCUGAAGACGACCCUGACAAAGAACGGUUAUUCCAAGAUGGCGGAUGAUCUCAAGGAAGAAUCUACCAAGAAGUCUGUCAAACAUGGUCACACCCACGAGCCACAGCCACAAUCGACAACAGACAGAAUUAUUACAUUAGUCACAACAAUAGUGGUAGCCUUUCUGGCUAUCACAUACAUCAACUAUCGAGACUUCUCUUAAAAGCCAUUGGUCAAGACUCAAAAGAAAAUAUUACCUCAGUGUGGGAGCUCGAAGGAAGGUGUCUUGAUGUGAACUCGUCUAGGAUAAAAUGGUGCAUUUCUUUUAGAAGGGAUGGUAGCAUGAUUUGCUGACUGUCUUGCCUUGAUAGGACCGAGUGCCAUCUUGCAAUGAAUCCAUGUGGCCGGCCGGGGAUCGAACCCCGGACUUUCUACGUAUAACCAGGCGCCUGAGACCACUCGGCCACGGCACCUCCUGAACUUGUAUCGGUUGCCGUUCAUGAGCCAUUCUUAUCAAACUUGACCGCGUGUCCCGUGUGUUUUAUCACACUUUGAUGAAACUCUUUCUUGAAACCUAAUACACUUUUAACGAACCAUUGAAGAGGGAAUAAUAUGCGUUUCCCGUGAGAGCAUCUAACAGUGACAAUGACUUCACCUAAUCCGGUUAACGUCGAUAAUUUGAAUUGGUAAAUAGGAACCUCACUGAUUGAAAAUGUUCCUGCAUGGCCCCGUUGCCUAAAAAUUACUUUAAUGGUAACUUUGCCAUCCGAUGGUAACUACCAUCGGGUAAUUUACCCGACAUAGCAGUCAUGUCGAAAGAAGAGUCAGACAAACAAAUUACAAAAAUAAAGAUUAUCACU
Lytechinus variegatus (green sea urchin) is the source of this 1404-nucleotide messenger RNA. RefSeq lists its product as uncharacterized. Gene Ontology annotation, molecular function: protein binding. The coding region runs from base 321 to 767 and encodes 148 amino acids. Gene Ontology annotation, biological process: signal transduction. NCBI's taxonomy places the organism in Eukaryota, Metazoa, Echinodermata, Echinoidea, Temnopleuroida, Toxopneustidae. The transcript is spliced from 3 exons. The record is from RefSeq and is a predicted model, not a curated record.